Suricata suricatta (meerkat) is the source of this 1513-nucleotide messenger RNA. RefSeq names its product 2'-5'-oligoadenylate synthetase 1 (gene OAS1). Gene Ontology annotation, molecular function: double-stranded RNA binding; 2'-5'-oligoadenylate synthetase activity. Bases 105 to 1169 code for a protein of 354 amino acids. The transcript has 5 exons. Gene Ontology annotation, biological process: negative regulation of viral genome replication; defense response to virus; regulation of ribonuclease activity. The record is from RefSeq and is a predicted model, not a curated record. NCBI's taxonomy places the organism in Eukaryota, Metazoa, Chordata, Mammalia, Carnivora, Herpestidae. Gene Ontology annotation, cellular component: membrane; nucleoplasm; cytosol.
CCAAGGAAACGAAACUGACUGACUCUGAGGGCAGAAUAGAGAGAGGUUAGCAGAUUCACGGAGCCAGCUCGGCAGCCACAGGCUCUGCCGUCCCUGCCCUGAGUAUGACGUGGGAGAGGAAACUCCAGGAUACCCCCUCGGGGCAGCUGGACAAGUUCAUCGAAAGCUAUCUCCUGCCAGACACGCGUUUCCGCAGGCAGGUCCGACGAGCCAUCCACAUCAUCUCCAGUUUCCUGAAGGAGAGGUGUUUCCAAGAUGCAUCCCACCCUGUGCGGGUGUCCAAGGUGGUCAAGGGUGGCUCUUCGGGCAAAGGCACGACCCUGAGAGGCCGAUCUGACGCUGACCUUGUGGUCUUCCUGAGCAACCUCACAAGUUUUCAGGACCAGCUUGAGAACCGGGCGGAGUUCAUCUGGGAGAUUAAGAAGCAGCUGGAAGCCUGUCGAGAAGAGGAGGUCUUCGACGUGCAGUUUGAAGUGCGGGGUCUGCGAUGGGCAAAGCCCCGAGCCCUGAGCUUUGUGCUGAGGUCCCCCCAGCUCCAGGAGGGGGUGGAAUUUGAUGUCCUGCCUGCCUUCGACGUCCUGGGGCAGUGGACCAAUCUCUACAGACCUGACCCCCAAAUCUACAUCAAUCUAAUCCAAGAGUGCCAGGACCUGGAGAGAGAGGGAGAGUUCUCCACCUGCUUCACAGAGCUACAGCGAGACUUCCUGAAGCAGCGUCCAACCAAAGUGAAGAGCCUCAUCCGCCUAGUGAAGCACUGGUACCAACUGGCUGGGGUUUUGCUCUGCCAGGAGGGUCUGCGUCCCCCCAGACACAGCCCUAGCGCCUCACCUGUCCCGGGCUCCCUGUUCCUCUCCAGGCCUGUGAUUCUGGACCCAGCCGACCCUACAGGAAACGUGGCGGGUGAAGACCCGAGCCGCUGGCAGCGGCUGGCGGAAGAGGCUAGCAUCUGGCUGAGUUACCCCUGCUUUACCAAAUGGGACGGGUCUCCAGUGGGCUCCUGGAACGUGCAGCCGGAAGAAGACUACUCACACUACUGGGCAACCUGUGAGCACAGGACAUAUCAGCACCAUGAUUACGAAUGGCACCCUGCAGCCUCUAGGAACAUCGGCACCAGCCUGGCACCGUCCACUCCUCAGGAGGCAGAUAACUGGAUGUGUGCCAUCCUCUGAAUGCCAGCCCGUCUCAGGGGAAAGGUCUCCAGAAUCAGCUAGACCAGCCCCCUCAGUUUGGGGUCAGAGUGGGGGGGGGCAGUCCCUUGAUCUGGACAGCCCCCAAAGCCAGCAGCGAGUGGUGUCAGACCUCAGACCAGAACCCAGGUCCCCUGGCCCCCACCCUUCUCCUAUUCUAUGGUCUGUCUUCCAUCAUAGAUAACAUUUCCCUGCACCCACCCACCCCCAGCUCGUUCUCUGACCGUGUUCUCUGAGGGACAAGCAGAGCCUUCACCAUAUUCUUUUUCCUAGUGGGAGAGUUCAUGUCCAACUGAUCAUCAAUAACAAUAAAAAAGAACAGCAGA